Molecule: messenger RNA, 2088 nt
Organism: Pantherophis guttatus
Lineage: Eukaryota; Metazoa; Chordata; Lepidosauria; Squamata; Colubridae
Product: acetylserotonin O-methyltransferase-like
Molecular function (GO): O-methyltransferase activity; protein dimerization activity
Source: RefSeq, a predicted model, not a curated record
AGAAGCUACUAAUCUAAGAUUUUCUAUCCAGUUUUUCAUGGCUUUUCCUUUGCACAGAAUUCCUUUGCCAAGAACUUUAUAGAAAUCAUUAGCAACUACAAAUUAGAACUUGUAAUAGUCAGGGGAAAAGAGGUGGAAAAUGGCAAAUAAAAAUAUUCUCUUUACAUAACUUGAUUUCUAGAAUUUCACCAUUCUGAUUCUAGGAAUAAAAAGUUUGGCUGAAGAAGCGUCCUUUUGGAUCAACAAGAGAACAAUGAGUUCAACAGAAGAAAUCAAAACUUUUCAAACAUUGUUUAAAUAUCAGCAUUCGUUUAUAACUUUCAAGGUCAUUUCAACUGCCUGUGAGUUGGGCAUCUUCGAUCUGCUGAGAGAGUCAGGAGAACUUCUGUCCUCCGGGACUUUGGCUGAGCACUUGAAGACCAGCCCCAUUGGGCUGCAGAGGCUGCUGGAGGCCUGUGUGGGGUUAAAGCUCCUGACACUCGAGUGGAAGGAUGGCAAAGAUUUUUAUGGAAACACAGACUUUACCAAUCUCUACCUGGUCAAAUCAAGCCCAAAGUCUCAGUAUUAUUCCAUGAAGUUCUAUUCUGAAGUUAUGUAUCCAUCAAUGCAACAUUUGCCUGAAGUUGUGAGGAAAGGAAAAAAUCAGAGUUCAUCAAUAUAUGGCACUCCCAACGUUUUUGAGAUCAUAUACAGAUCAAAGGAAGAGUUACAAACCUCGUCCAGUUUUUUGAAUGAACUCUGGCCUGUCCUAGGAAGAGAAGUGCUUUCUGCCUUUGACCUGUCCCAGUUCCCACUCAUUUGUGAUGUGGGUGGAAACACUGGUGGCUUAGCUAAGGAAUUGAUUUCACUAUAUCCAAAAUGUAUUGUGACCAUUUUUGACCUUUCUAAACUAGCGGAAACUUUCAAGAACCAUUGUUUGCCUUCAGAAGACUCCCAGAUCACUUUCCAUGCAGGUGAUUUUUUUAAAGAUCCCAUUCCUGAAGCAGACCUGUACAUUUUGGCCAGGACUCUGCAUGACUGGUCGGACGAGGGAUGUUUGCAGCUGUUACGCAAAGUUUAUCAGGCCUGCAAGCCUGGUGGUGGUGUCUUAAUAGUGGAAAUGCUUCUUGAUGAAGACAAAAGAGGGCCUUCAACUGCCCACUUCUACUCCUUGUUAAUGUUGGUCUUGACUGAAGGGAAAGAACGGUCAGCAACCGAGUUUAAUGUGCUGCUCCGCAAAGCUGGUUUUCAAAAAAUUGAGUUAAAGAAAGGAAGCCUCUUUCAUAUUAUUCUAGGAAGAAAAUAAUGCUGCCCCUGAUUCCUUCCUGUUGAAUGUGUAAGAUGAAAUUGUAGUAAUCAAAGCCUUGAUUUGUUAAUUACAGGUAUAUUCUAUUCUUCUUCCAGAGUCCAUAGAGUAGGUAGCUAAUCUUUUUUGUUAUCACACAAUGUUUCACCAUAACCAGAGAUCCCUGAUCAUGGCUGCAAAAAUCCUGAGAACCAAUUCUGAGCAAUAAAGAGAUAAAGAAAACUCUUAUCACAUGACAAAAAUUAAUCUUCUUAUAGAUCUUCAGUUUUUCCCAUUCUGAGAUAUGAAGACAAUCUUCUUACACACAUGAAACAAACGACAGGAGUAUAGGAGAAAAUCUGAUGGUCUGGAUCAGGAUUCUAAACCACACAUAUUGCUUUGCUAAUUCAAAAAGCAAUUAAACCCUAGAAAUUAUGCAACACACACAAAAUGCAAUAGGUGCUAACAAGAUGAAUAAAAAUAUUAACUGUAGAAUUGCAAGCCUAGCCACAAGAAAAUUAACAAUUAGUGCUAGGAAUUCAAGGUUUUUAGAUAAUGGCUAUGAAUGUUUCAGAAACAUUCUCUCAUUCUUUCUAUGCCUAGUUAUGCACUUCAAUGCAUAUGAAUUAACCCAAUCAGUAAGAUAACCUUAUGAGUGCUGUAUCCUAUUAAUAGGCUAAUUACUAAAUACAGAUAUUAUAACAAUCAAGAUUUAAAAAUGGUUUACAUAUGUUGUAAAAGGGGCUUAUAACUUCUUUGCUCUUUAAGCUUUUCUAUUUCAUCACUGGUUCUAAAUCUGUCAAUAAACUAAUUUGCAUACUGUG